AUGGCACGGGAAAUUCAAGGCUUAUUCCCAAGGACGACCGCAAGAAGAUCCACGAGUACCUCUUCCGUGUUUCUGACUGGGUUUUUAGAGGGUGUUCUCGUGGCCAAGAAGGAUUUCAACCUCCCCAAGCAUGGCGAGAUUGACACCAAGAACCUCUACGUCAUCAAGGCUUGCCAGUCCCUGACCUCCCGCGGCUACGUCAAGACCCGCUUCUCAUGGCAAUACUACUACUACACCCUCACUCCUGAGGGUCUCGACUACCUCCGUGAAUGGCUCCACGUUCCCGCCGAGAUCGUGCCUGCCACUCACAUCAAGCAGCAGCGUUCCCACGCUCCCCCCCGCGGUAUGCUCGGUGGUGAGGAGCGCGAGCGUCGCCCUGGUGGACGUGGUGGUCCUCGUGGUGACCGUGAUGGCGGUUACCGUCGUCGUGAGGAGGGCAAGGAGGGUGGUGCUCCUGGCGAGUUUGCCCCUACUUUCCGCGGUGGUUUCGGCCGUGGCCGUGGUGCUGCUCCUCCUUCUUAA
Messenger RNA from Talaromyces atroroseus, 522 nucleotides. RefSeq lists its product as hypothetical. Gene Ontology annotation, molecular function: RNA binding; structural constituent of ribosome. Bases 1 to 522 code for a protein of 173 amino acids. Gene Ontology annotation, cellular component: cytosolic small ribosomal subunit. NCBI's taxonomy places the organism in Eukaryota, Fungi, Ascomycota, Eurotiomycetes, Eurotiales, Trichocomaceae. The transcript has 4 exons. The record is from RefSeq and is a predicted model, not a curated record.